UUAGCGCAACAAAGCCCGUUGUUUAUUACAUGUAAAGUUGCUUAAAGUGUAUUAAUAGAUUAUCUAAGUUUAAAAUCUAGAUUCUAAAUUUAGUAGAUCUAGAUUUAGACUAGAUCUUAGGAGUCUAGAAAAUCAGAAGUCUAGAUCUAGUUCUAGAUGUCAAUAUAAUGAAAGUACCAAUAAAUAUUUACCUAAUGGGUGGGAUCGUUCGUACAAGGAGCUGACGGUGUUUUGUAAAGCACCGUACGUGUCCUCUGAUGAUUGAGCUUGACAGGACCCAUCCCGGCCUAGUGUCUGUGCUGUCAUUGCACGCAGCCCAGCCUCUUUCAGUAGUACAGUACAUGCAGAUUGCAUGGGCUUCAUAGGCGUCUCAUUUUGCUGUGAUGAUAGGUGAUUGAAAAGCUGGAGAGUUAUUCAAAAAUCCUCUUCUAUGUACAGAGCUUCAUUUUUCUAUUCUAUAUAUUUGAAGGUCCAACAAAAUAACAAGUACAUCUUUGACGUUCCAACUGUUGAUAUAAAGACUUCUAUGUCAAGAUUUACUAAGUCCAUGACAAUUAAACAUGACCAAAUCUGUGACAUGAACUCGAUGACAUGACCCAAUCUGUGACUUGAACUCUGAGACAAAAUGUGACAUUUCAAUGACAGACCUCGAGUAGAACAUUGAAUCAUGACAGAAGAAUCGAGUUUACUUGGCCUGAACGUGAUGGCGUGGUAGCAGGCAGCCAGUUGUGUGUACCUGCGUUCAUUCCACACCAAUGUCUCCCGCACGCGUGGAGUGAAUUGAUAUCAAUCUAGUUCUCGCAUGGUGAAACCCUUGCUCUGGAACAGACCACGUAUUCUAGCGGCUAUGAUCGUGCUGGCGUGUUGGAUGCCUGAGAAAAUAGGUCAUGGAUUUAUUUAUUUCACUGUCACGGAUAUAUCAAUAGAAUAGGAAAUUAUGUUCAUGUCUAGGUGAGUGCUUGGUGUGUUGCCCUUUUGUGUACAGGAUUUAUGUUCUUACGUUCGUUUUAGUCCCAAUGGUAUAACUUCUAUUUAUGUCCAUAAACACCACGAGGAAAUGUUCCCUUUCUGCUGAAAGUGAUAUGAUAAACAUCUAGAUCUAGGCUUAAUGUGCCUUAUAAGUUUCAAUAGUAAACAUUAUAUCGAAAUAAUUGAUAACAAAAUGAAGUGAUUGCCACCGGUAUUGACACAUAGCAUGGCCAUGAUACAUUUCUUUCAGUUGGAUGUAACAAUCACAACGCAGUUCAGCAAUUUGAAAUAAAUCAAGAUCAGCGAAAACGAGAUGCUCUUGGGGGAUUUAUUUCAAUUUAGUUCAACAAACGUGUCUACACCUUCGCUGGAUGUAACUAUGUGAAGAACUACUGCAACGCUACACUGGAUGUGAUUAUGUGACGAACUAGUGUAAAGCCUCGUCGGAUGUAAUUAUGACAAUAUAUAUAUAUUUCUAAUGCUACACUGGAAGUAGUGAUAUGGUCAUAGCUUUUAACGCUACGUUGUAUGUAGUACUAGUGAUAAAUGGUCUAACACUAGGCUGGAUGUACUUAUAUGGACAUAUCCAUUGCAAAAACUCCAUCGUCAAAUACGCCUUCGCCAAACAUGGUCCAAACCUGGGUACUUCAGCUGAUUCUGGUGGUGACGGCCCUGGCUGAGAGAUGUACAAAAGCAGUCCCAGUUCAAACAAUUCCUACCAAAAAAGUGACUGUACUGAGACGUGUACCAGCUACUUGCUCAAACUGGGACAAAGCCUGGGCGUGGCUGACUAAGGUUGACUGUGGCACCAAAUAUAGAUUGGAUCACGUGACCGUGCCACCACGAGAAAUCAAGCAGUACAAGUUGGAGUACGGCUGUUGUGAAGGAGACACAGAUUGCAAAGAAGCUAAAGGAAUACAAGCCACCAACUUUGACUCCACGGAUGAAAAGUUUCUGGCCAUCGUUCUGGGCUCAACAGCAGCCUGUGUUGUUAUAGUCAUCAUUAUUUUUGCCAUCACAUUUUACACUAAGAAAUCCAGGUGUCAGCCUCCUUGCGACCCUGUUAGCCAUAUCUAUGCAAGUGCUGAUGAAGACGACACUCAACAGGCAACAGAGAUCAAUGAAAAGUCGUCCCCCGAGGAGAGUGACACCGACCAAAAAGCGUGUGAUGCUGAUUAUGCAGAAAUAGGUGAUCGCUUGCCUAGAUACACAGAUAUCUUCAAAGACAGUCUGGAGCUACGCGAAGAUCCAUUUAACAAGGCUUCAGCUCCACCUUUAUAUUCAGAGGUCAACUCAAACAACUACAUUAAUUCUGACCCCUCUUUAAAAAAGGCGGAUAUUUACAACACAUCGCAAAGUGUAUGUAAAAAAAGUAAUUCGGUAUUUAUAGACGACGCUCUGAAACUUACUAGUGCUUCUUUAGAGAGUAAACAUUACAAUGGGAAAGAAAAGAAAAAGAGAAAGCGAGCCAGCAGUGACAGUCAUAGUUCCGGUGGCACUAAGGCGUCUGAUCCAGAAACAGCUUUACCAAAACAUCGUAAGAAUAGAUCCAGUGUACCCUCCUCACUGGAAAUCAUCAAGAGCUCAGCAGGCGAACACAUUCUUGAGAAAGCUGAUACUAAACAUAAACGUAGGUCAGCUCAGUUUUAUACAGUGUCCCCAAAUACAAGCACGGUGUCUCGCUCUAACUCCACCAGCACAUGUUCUGUCAUAUACGAAGCACCACUCGCUGCACGCCGCACCAAAGAAAGACGUAUCAAACUGAGACAAUCCGAAGAUUCUUUAGAUCAGAAGGCGUCCAAGAAAGCAGCAGGUGAGGAUGUUCAUACAGUGUUGGCUACUAACAGCGUGGUCAUCACAUCCUCUAACGACCAGUGUGAAAGAGACUCUCUCCUGAUGACGCCAUCUUGUCACUCGGGCUGUGGCAGUGACAAAGACUGUGAACAUUGUUUAAAUUACGAUCGACUUGAGCAAGGGACGGAUGUCUGCAGCGUUCACUUGUAUCAAUCUUUAGAGGAUCUACACAGUCAUCAGAAUAGCAUCAACUAACUUCUACACAUUGAACAGUAGGCAAAUGAUAUAUGUUGAAAAUGCAAGAAAAAAUAUAACUUAUAAUGUAAAUAUCUUUUUUGUUUCUUUAAAAUUUAUAUUUCAACUUUCCUAACUUUACAGAUAAAAACAUUAUUUAUUAUUUAUCUACCAGGGUUAUGACUUUAAAAACUUGGUCCACUUAUAAUAAUGACUGCAGAGCUAGAGAGUAGGAUCCUAGCAAUGGAAUUGUGUUGCUACAGAAGGAUCCUAGGUAUCACAUUCAAAGACCGCAUCACAAACCAAGAGAUUAGAGAUAGGGUUACUACAGCGAUUUGACCCCACGAUGACCUGCUAGCUAUAGUAAAAAAAAACGGAAACUAGAGUUCUAUGGCCAUAUUACAAGGUCUUCGGGGCUUGCAAAGACCUUCCUUCAGGGAAAGAAGAAUUGGCAGACAGAGAAAGCGAUGGGAAGACAACAUUAAAAAAUGGACGGGCUUGCAAUUGAAAGAGGUUCUAUCCGAUGCAAUAGACAGAUCAAGACAGAGGACAGAAGCUGGCAGCGGAUGAUAUCGGAAAGAGACAGUUGGAGAGCUUUCACGAAGGUCAAGGGACACACAUUUGAGACUCAAAGAGAAUCCCUUGCCGAAGACAGGCGCAGAAGACAUCAAUUUGGACUGUAAGUGAUGGGCAUAAGUAAUGACGAACAUCUUGAAAACACAUUUUACACGGCACAACAUAAAACGGUUGAAUUAAUAUGGGAGUUCUAUAACGUAUGCUUUGUAGCCACCAGAUCAACAUAUUUGUAUACAUUGUCUCGUUUAGUUAUUGGCAUUCAAAUGUUAAGAACUGGUUUGUUGAAUCAAACGGAAAUUGAAAUCAAGCUGAGCUGAGAAAAAGUAACUAAUAAAAAUUUAAAAAAAUAUUCAGUUCAAUUAUUUCUGACAUUUGUUACUGGAAUUUACAGUUGCAAUGUGGAAAAAGUCAUAACCCUAAUGUAUAAAUAUAACAUGACAAAACGCAUGUGUACAUAUAUGGUUCAAACUUUGUAUAUAAACAUUUCUAUUUUUUUAAUUCAAAUUUUUUAAUGAAUAUAUAAUUAUUUCUAUAUAUUUAUUUCCUAUCGGUCAAAUUCCGAAGUUUAGUUUAGGUGGGACUUGCCUUACAUAUGUGUGUAAGCAGAAUGUUUAUUAUCUCUUGAUUGCUAUCUAAUGUAGACAUAUUUGGAACUUUGUCCCCAAGAGGAAACAAUUAUACCACUUUGGCGCGUUUAUGGUUUUCAUUACAUUGAUCAUUUUGUCGAAUUUACUUUGAGGUCACUAACUCUGAGUGAACAGUAUGUUAAUAGCAUUUAUUGAAUUAUUACUUUGAGGUCACUAACUCUGUGUGGACAGUAUGUUAAUAGCAUUUAUUGAAUUCUUACUUUGCUUUGUUUCGUUUAGAACGAAUUCUGUUUUGAUUUUUACUGUGUGUUGUGUGUUCUGUGUGGGACAAAGAGAUUUGAAAAGCAAACUGAAUGAUCAGCCAAGAAUGAUGGAUGCACAAGGUUUGGUUCUUAAGUUGUUGAUGACUAAACUCCGCUCCAGUCCUUGUCGCAUCACUACGCUAGGUCUUCAACUACUAACCGGCGCACCAAAAAUGUAUAUACCGGUAAAUGUAUAUUUAUGAUAUUCGUAUUAUUAGAGUAUUAUUGUAUUGCCAUUUUAAAGGAAUAUGCUUUAAUUAUGAAUUUAGAACUGAAGUCUGUGAAAUUGUGUUCAGAGGCGUCUCCCUAUAGAACCUAGUCCUUCACGUCACUUCCUGUUUUAUAACGUCACUUCCUCUUUAGUACUGUCACUUCUUCGAUAAUACACGCUACCAUCACUUGAUACACACUACCAUCAUUUCAUACACACUACCAUCACUUGAUACACACUAUCCUCACUUCCCUCCCCUUCCACAUAGAUACAACAGCACCAUUUGAAAGCUCUAGACGGUCGCAUAGUCUUGCCUACCACCCUCUCCUGCUUGGUUUCUUGGUCACGUGGCUUCAGCUUCUAUGCUGUUUCUGUUUGUUUAUGAACUUCAUCUUAACAACGUUCUUAGGAGUUGAAGACUAAAAGGCAUGCGAAUGGUUUACGUGUGUGCUGUUAAUCACAUUUCAAAAUAAACAUCAUGAUUUUCAACCUAACAAAAAUAAUGACUUAAUUAAACAAGGUCAAUGUCAAAUAUUUACGUAGCAUCGGUAUCGUUGAAAAUAGUCAUUUGUGAAGUGCCGUGAAAACUGGACAAAGGUUGGGGGGCUGGACGUCUUAUACAAACCACAAGAUU
Biomphalaria glabrata is the source of this 5307-nucleotide messenger RNA. RefSeq lists its product as uncharacterized. Lineage: Eukaryota; Metazoa; Mollusca; Gastropoda; Planorbidae. The record is from RefSeq and is a predicted model, not a curated record. The transcript is spliced from 9 exons. The coding region runs from base 1546 to 3018 and encodes 490 amino acids.